AUGACUAUCUACAAAUUUCAGCAAGUGGGCAAGAAGUCCAAGGAAGAUGAACAGCCCGAAACUGUUAAGGAACCUCUGACUGCUGAAAAGGAAAAAGAUCCUGAAGCUUCAAAACUGCCAAAAGCAAUCCAUGUGACCUUCAUACCUCGGAGAUCCAAGACUUGCAUCAACAUGAGUCUCAUGUUCAUCUCUUUGAUAGUUCUUUCAGGGGGAGCCAUUGGAGGAAUCUACCUUUAUGGACAUCUCAAGCACACGGUUAUCCGUGGUCGUUGUGGUGUCAUUUACACUCAGGACUUAUUCAUGCAGAAAGACCCUCCUGUGCCAAUAGCCAGUGGUUUCCGUUAUAAUGACCAGAACCCAUCAAAAAAUGAUAUGUCUGUCUCUUUCUUUGAGGAAACUAUUGAGAUCACUGAUGAUUAUUAUGAACGAGUGGAAAUUCCAAAAUUUGAUGAAUGUGAGAAUGCUAUUGUCUUACAUGAUUUUGAAAGGAAUUUCACUGCUAUUGUGGAUAAAGACAUUGGCAGAUGUUUCAUCAUGAAACUGAACAGAUCAGUGAUUGCUCCCCCAAAAGAUUUGUGGGAUUUACUUCACAAAUUGAAAUCUGGAUAUUACAUGCCCCGUGCAACUGUUGUGAGAGAAACCUACUCAGUUGAAAUCCCUGCCUUGGAUAAUCUUUCUAUUCUAGGACCUUAUGUCAGAAGUGAAUGUAGUCGCUUCACUACAUUCAUGCUACGGAAGAUUAUUAAUCAGCGCCUCAAACGUUCUGCGGAAUCUUUAUCAAAUUCUGAGCAUUAUGGCUUUGCUGAUCACAAACAAAGACUUUGGAAGCUGAAGGUGUUCUUUCCGUGA
This is a messenger RNA of Acanthosepion pharaonis, 849 nucleotides long. NCBI's taxonomy places the organism in Eukaryota, Metazoa, Mollusca, Cephalopoda, Sepiida, Sepiidae. The record is from the annotation of a GenBank genome assembly.